AUGGAUCCUCUGAAAGAAUUGCCAGCGGAGAUUGUGCUUCGCAUACUGGAUGUCUCUCCUGUGUCGACCGUUGCGAGCCUCACCCGCCUCAACCGGUCGUGGCAUUCAUUCAUCGACACUACCCAUCAGGACGCAAUAUACGGCUCGCCGUCGAAGAUUCAGCGGCCUUCCAACAGCCACGACUUUGCCUUUCUCAGCAAGAAGCAGAGUUUCGCGAAAUAUUUCGAUGCGACCGGGUCCUGGAAAGACCUCUGCAAGCGCCAGACUUUGCUUGCGCGGGCAUGGGAGACCGGCGAGCCUGUGACUCGCGAAUCCAUCGUACAAGUAGGCGAAGAUGCGGUGUGGCGAUUUCGACCAGACUUCGAGCGUCGACUCAUCGUAUCAACAAGCCAGCAAGGAGGACUGAACGUCACAUGCAUGGACAGCGGCAGUCUUCUGUGGCGGCUUUCUCGAGACGAGGUGCGGCCAUUCGCCCAUCUCGAAUACCAGGAUGGAACUCUUGUGUUUGACAGCGAGGGAAACUCUCUGCAAGUGUGGAAGACUGGCAUUGAAGGCUUAUCUCGUGGAGAAUAUCGGCGAGUCGCCGUUCUACCGCACGAUUGUCAGACACGAGGGUUUCAACUGUCGUACGACACGUUAUGCGUUGUGUCUAUCGACGGUAAGGGCUUUGUAUACGACGUCAUGGAGGAUCCGCCAAAGCUACGGACGGCAAUUACCAUAGAGCAAGAGGCCGUCGGUCACCUCGACCAGAACGAGGAUGUCGUAAUGUUCUGCAUGGGCAAGAAGGGCUAUCACCUUUAUGACAAGAACACCGGAGCGAAGAUGGGAAUCAUCGAUCCGAAGCUAAACGCUUUCGUCUGCCAUAUCCUCCACCCGCCCUCGGAGGGCAACGAUAUCAUAUUCACCGGCAACGCUCUGGAUGCGUUACCCUCAGCUGAGCCCUUUCCGCCUGGUCGACCGAGCCGGAAUCGCCUCACUCCCAUCGACGUUAUUGGCGGGCCGCUAGUCAGAGACCAAAACGAAGAGUUUCUGACACUCGAAGACGACGAGUGGGGUGCUGCAUUGUUUUCUGGCCCCAUCCUUGUCGGCAUCUCCCGCGGUGGCCGUGUAAUGGUUUGCCAGGACUGGCGACGAUGCCUAAAAGAUCCAAACGAGUUUGCGAAAUUGACGACCAUCAUCGAAUGCGAAGAGUCUGAUGGAUCAAACUGGGACAUGGGCGGCUGGCUCUCCAUCCGGAACAAUCGCGUUAUGUUCGAGGUCCAGGAUCGAGUGUAUGUGGUGGCGUUGCUUGAAGACGGCAACAUCGACACCAUCGAGACAAAGUCGUAUGCUUUUGCUACAAGCUCAGCGAUUCAACUCGCGGUUCCCGUCAGUUUCAUGGCAAUCUAUGAUGACUGUAUCAUGUCAACGUAUACCACGCUGGGCUGGCGACGUCGAGAGACUGAGGUGCAGGGAGCGGGUCCUCAGCAGCCCAAUCGCUUCAGAAUGUUUCCAACGAAGACUAUUCGCAUAGUCAGCUUGGCUCCAAGACUCGAGGACGGGCAGGAACAGGACACUGAUGAAGGCAGAUUGGUAGUACCUGCAGCGGAAGCCGACAGCCAUACCAACAUUCUCCAGAUCAUGGACAUGCUCAGUGGCGACGAGGACGAUGAUUAG
Messenger RNA from Saxophila tyrrhenica, 1656 nucleotides. RefSeq lists its product as uncharacterized. Gene Ontology annotation, molecular function: protein binding. The coding region runs from base 1 to 1656 and encodes 551 amino acids. Lineage: Eukaryota; Fungi; Ascomycota; Dothideomycetes; Mycosphaerellales; Extremaceae. The record is from RefSeq and is a predicted model, not a curated record. The transcript has a single exon.